Molecule: messenger RNA, 1191 nt
Organism: Aspergillus chevalieri
Lineage: Eukaryota; Fungi; Ascomycota; Eurotiomycetes; Eurotiales; Aspergillaceae
Exons: 1
Coding region: 1-1191 (396 amino acids)
Source: RefSeq, a predicted model, not a curated record
AUGUGGCUCUAUAGAGGAGUCCAAUCCGCCGUCUUUUACUACGCCUCCUGUACGCCGUGUGCCAAUUCCAUCGACCGUCGAAAACGAUUAAAAGAUGCCGUCCGCUCGAAACGCGAAAGGGAAAGGUCCGAAGCCCUUGUUACCGAUCAACCGAGACCGUUCGCCCAACCGAUUCCCUUCAGUACGAAUCCAGGAUGGAACGAGGAAAUCGCAUUAGGCCCAGGGCCGCCCGCCAGGAACCAUCGCGCCCUUAAUCGUCGCACCGAUAGUUGGAAUGUGGAUGGUAUGUCGGACUGCAGCUUGGAUGCGGAUGUGGAAGGCCCGUCGUCGUCGCAAAAGAAGGACAAGAGACCCCUUAGAGGAGAUCGGUGGAGUCGCAUGCGGUACCAGCGUGAAGAUGAAGUCUUGUGGGGUGAGGCUGAAGUCAAAGGUUCCUCGGUUGGUCUUUCCGGUCGCGGCAAAACGGAUGCCAAAGAACCCAGCAAAUACUAUAUUGCCCGCGUUCCUCCCGUCAACGACCUCCAUCCGCCCAUCGUAAGUGGUCCCAAGAGCAGAGCGGAGACGAGAUGGAUGCUGCAGCCUCCGCCUAGUGCCAAGGUCAUGGCGGGAAAGGAGCGGUCCCGCGUUUCGGUCCGUUGUAGCCCUCCUGGCAGCUCGCGACUAGAUGAGGAUGAUGAGGAUGUGGUGUUGCCCGAGCGAAACCAACAACAGCGCCAAUUACAACCUUCUGCUCUUUCUUCCGUCCCCGAGAAGAGCAAGCCUCCCAAGCCCUCCCCGAUUACCGUAUACCCCAGUUACCAUGCCCAAAGAGCAUCGGAUCCUGAACAGAGCCCUCGAGUUCACCGGCUGUCGUCAAAUUUGCACGCUCAUGGACGGGAUGAGUCGAACUUCGUCAUCGCAUCGCUCCAUUCGCCUUCAGAACCUCCUUCACCUUUAUCCUCGCCAGCAGAGUCGGAAGAGGGAAUGUCAUGGCGUUGCCCAGAGACCCCAGUUUCGCGACCUGUAUCCAAAGCGACCGAUGAAAGCAAGGUCUACCGCCCAGCCAUUUCGAAAACCCUAUCUACUUUACACCGUGAUCAUAGCAACAAUAAAGUCCAGCUUUUACAAUUGGAAAUCAAUGACCACCCUGAUGAUGUCGGAAUGGGUCAAUUUGAACAAAUACGACCAUACCGUUGGAGUAUGGACAUAUGA